This is a messenger RNA of Aplosporella prunicola CBS 121167, 893 nucleotides long. RefSeq lists its product as uncharacterized. The transcript has 5 exons. Gene Ontology annotation, molecular function: clathrin-cargo adaptor activity. Bases 42 to 512 code for a protein of 156 amino acids. Gene Ontology annotation, cellular component: AP-1 adaptor complex; intracellular membrane-bounded organelle. Gene Ontology annotation, biological process: protein transport; vesicle-mediated transport. Lineage: Eukaryota; Fungi; Ascomycota; Dothideomycetes; Botryosphaeriales; Aplosporellaceae. The record is from RefSeq and is a predicted model, not a curated record.
AACAAUUCUCACUGCACAACACCACUACCACCACCGUCAACAUGGCUAUCAAGUACCUCUUCCUGCUCUCUCGCCAGGGCAAGGUCCGCCUCGCCAAGUGGUUCGUUACUCUGUCGCCUAAGGACAAGGCCAAGAUCGUCAAAGACGUCUCGCAGCUCGUCCUGGCCCGCCGCACGCGCAUGUGCAACUUCCUCGAGUACAAGGACAACAAGGUCGUCUACCGUCGCUAUGCCUCGCUCUUCUUCAUUGCCGGUUGCGACUCCGAGGACAACGAGCUCAUCACCCUUGAGAUCAUCCAUCGCUACGUCGAGCAGAUGGACAAGUACUACGGCAACGUGUGCGAGCUCGACAUCAUAUUCAACUUCCAGAAGGCGUACUUCAUUCUCGACGAGCUCCUGAUUGCGGGCGAGAUGCAGGAAAGCAGCAAGAAGAACGUGUUACGUUGCAUUGGCCAACAGGACAGUCUUGAGGACAUGGAGGUCGAGGACGACGGCGUCACCCGAAUCGGAUAAAGCUUCCGUCGGUCGUUUGUCUCUACCUUAGCAUGAUACCCGACGCAGUGGAUUGUUGACUCUUUGGAUUUCUGCGCAAAGACAUGUGGACACGUCUCACUAACGGUUGAACGUGGCACGGCGCAGGAAGCACUGGAGCUCGAGAGCAAGAUCCGCCAGACCGGCAUUCUCGGUUGAUGCACAGCAGGCGUGGGCGCACAGAAGCAUCAAUGGGAGUUUAGGAGUUGGUCGGCGGGGAAGGCAUCGGAUACCCCAGCACGUGUAUUGUAUCUCCAACGCCCUUUGCCGCAGGCAAGGAUGAGCUGGCGUUCGGAACUAGUACUCAAUGAAGCUACGGAUAGCUGCGUUGCCUGGGCCCUUCGGGCUGAUGUGGUUGAAUCC